AUGGUGAAGUUCACAGCGGAUGAGUUACGUCGCAUUAUGGACUACAAGCACAACAUUAGAAACAUGAGUGUGAUCGCUCACGUUGACCACGGAAAGUCGACUCUAACAGACUCUCUAGUUGCUGCUGCUGGGAUUAUUGCCCAGGAAGUAGCAGGUGAUGUCCGUAUGACGGACACACGUGCUGAUGAAGCUGAGCGUGGUAUAACAAUCAAGUCUACUGGUAUCUCACUCUACUAUGAAAUGACUCCCGAGUCUCUCCAGAAUUAUAAGGGGGAGCGUAAUGGAAAUGAGUAUCUCAUAAAUCUCAUUGAUUCGCCUGGGCACGUCGACUUUUCAUCGGAGGUUACUGCUGCACUGCGUAUUACUGAUGGAGCCCUUGUGGUUGUUGACUGUGUGGAAGGUGUAUGUGUCCAAACUGAAACUGUGCUGCGACAAGCCCUUGGAGAAAGGAUCAGGCCUGUUCUUACAGUUAAUAAGAUGGACAGGUGCUUCCUUGAGCUUCAGGUUGAUGGCGAGGAGGCGUACCAGACCUUUCAAAGAGUGAUUGAAAAUGCUAAUGUGAUUAUGGCUACAUAUGAAGAUCCACUUCUCGGUGAUGUUCAGGUGUAUCCAGAGAAAGGUACAGUUGCUUUUUCUGCUGGUUUGCAUGGUUGGGCUUUUACUUUGACAAACUUUGCAAAAAUGUAUGCCUCAAAAUUUGGUGUUGAUGAGUCCAAGAUGAUGGAGAGGCUAUGGGGAGAAAAUUUCUUCGAUCCAGCCACAAAAAAAUGGACCACCAAGAAUACUGGUUCAGCUAGUUGCAAGCGUGGGUUUGUUCAGUUCUGUUAUGAGCCUAUUAAGCAGAUCAUUAACACUUGUAUGAAUGAUCAGAAGGCUAAGUUGUGGCCAAUGCUUACAAAGCUAGGAGUCACCAUGAAGUCUGAUGAGAAGGACCUGAUGGGUAAGCCAUUGAUGAAACGUGUCAUGCAGACCUGGCUUCCAGCAAGUACUGCACUCCUAGAAAUGAUGAUCUUCCAUCUUCCUUCACCAUCAACGGCCCAGAGGUACCGUGUUGAGAAUUUGUACGAGGGUCCCCUUGAUGAUCAAUAUGCAAAUGCUAUCCGAAACUGUGAUCCUGACGGACCUCUCAUGCUUUAUGUCUCAAAGAUGAUUCCAGCAUCUGAUAAAGGAAGGUUUUUUGCUUUUGGCCGUGUAUUUGCCGGUAAGGUGUCAACAGGUUUGAAGGUCAGAAUUAUGGGACCAAAUUAUGUCCCUGGGGAGAAGAAAGAUCUAUAUGUGAAAAGUGUUCAAAGAACUGUCAUUUGGAUGGGAAAGAGACAGGAGACUGUUGAGGAUGUGCCCUGUGGUAACACUGUUGCUUUGGUUGGUUUGGAUCAAUUUAUCACAAAGAAUGCUACAUUGACAAAUGAGAAGGAAGCUGAUGCCCACCCUAUCCGAGCUAUGAAGUUUUCUGUCUCUCCUGUUGUGCGUGUUGCUGUUCAGUGCAAGGUUGCUUCAGAUCUUCCUAAGCUAGUUGAAGGUCUCAAACGUUUGGCUAAGUCAGAUCCUAUGGUUGUUUGUACUAUUGAGGAGUCUGGAGAACACAUUAUUGCUGGUGCAGGAGAGCUUCAUCUAGAGAUCUGUUUGAAGGACUUGCAGGAUGAUUUCAUGGGUGGAGCUGAGAUCAUUAAAUCCGACCCUGUUGUGUCCUUCAGGGAGACUGUUCUAGAUAGAUCAAUCCGCACAGUGAUGAGUAAAUCACCAAACAAGCACAACCGGUUGUACAUGGAAGCAAGACCUUUGGAGGAUGGGCUUGCAGAAGCCAUUGAUGAAGGCACAAUAGGACCAAGGGAUGAUCCCAAGGUUCGCUCCAAAAUCUUGUCUGAAGAGUAUGGUUGGGACAAGGACCUUGCCAAGAAAAUCUGGUGUUUUGGACCUGAGACCACCGGACCCAACAUGGUGGUUGAUAUGUGUAAGGGAGUUCAGUAUCUUAAUGAAAUCAAGGAUUCUGUGGUUGCUGGAUUUCAAUGGGCAUCAAAAGAAGGUGCUUUGGCCGAAGAAAACAUGAGAGCAAUCUGCUUUGAAGUAUGUGAUGUUGUCCUGCACACUGAUGCUAUCCACAGAGGAGGUGGUCAGAUCAUCCCUACUGCCAGGAGAGUCUUCUAUGCCUCACAGCUGACAGCCAAACCCAGGCUUCUGGAGCCUGUUUACAUGGUGGAAAUCCAAGCUCCCGAACAAGCUCUUGGUGGUAUCUAUAGUGUUCUUAACCAGAAACGUGGACACGUUUUUGAAGAAAUGCAGAGGCCCGGUACCCCACUUUACAACAUAAAAGCAUACCUCCCUGUUGUUGAGUCCUUUGGAUUUUCCAGCACAUUGAGGGCUGCGACAUCUGGGCAGGCUUUUCCCCAGUGUGUCUUUGAUCAUUGGGAAACAAUGUCCUCAGAUCCCUUGGAGGCUGGUUCACAAGCUGCACAGCUUGUUACCGACAUUCGCAAGAGGAAGGGCCUCAAGGAGCAGAUGACUCCACUCUCAGAGUUUGAAGACAAGCUUUAA
Messenger RNA from Vicia faba (fava bean), 2532 nucleotides. Lineage: Eukaryota; Viridiplantae; Streptophyta; Magnoliopsida; Fabales; Fabaceae. The record is from the annotation of a GenBank genome assembly.